CAACGAGUUCGCCGAGCCGUUCAUGGCCCCGCUCCCGGCCCGGCCGGUCCCUUCCCUCUCCUCCGUGCGCUGCCGCCCGGCGUCCUCCCGGAAAUUCUUGGCUUUCCCUUCCGGGAACCCUCUCCGGGGCUGGCGGCGGAUCCUUGCUUAUUUGACCUAAAUUAAGUGAUGGAAUCAUACACUAAAGAAAAAAAAUCAUCCUUGGGUCUUUGGUGUUCAUGUUUGUGUGAAAGAAUCUAAGAUGCUUCAAGAAAAGGUGUCAGCAAAUUGCUUAAAUAUAGUACCAACAUCUACUGAAGAUGAUGCUUUCCAGAAAAAGGGCCAUAGUGCUCGAGUCCUUAGCCCAGAAGAAGCAGAAAAACUGGCGAAAGAUCAGGUUUUGGUAUCUGAGUUCAAACAGCUAAAACUGGAGAAAGAGGCACAGAAGAACUGGGAUCUGUUUUACAAAAGAAACAGUACGAACUUCUUCAAGGACAGACAUUGGACAACCAGAGAGUUUCAAGAGUUAAAGGCAUGUCGUGAGUUUGCAGAUCAAAAGCUGUCCAUUCUGGAAGCAGGCUGCGGGGUUGGGAACUGCUUGUUUCCACUCUUAGAAGAAGAUAAGAAUAUUUUUGCAUAUGCCUGUGAUUUCUCUCCUAGAGCUGUUGAGUUUGUGAAGAAAAAUGCCUUAUAUAGUACUGAAAGAUGCAAAGUGUUCCAGUGUGAUCUUACCAAAGAUGAUCUUCUAGACAAUAUACCAGCAGAUUCCGUGGAUGUUGUCACACUUAUAUUUGUGCUUUCUGCCAUUCAUCCUGACAAAAUGCAUCUUGUCCUGAGGAACAUUUACAAGGUGUUAAAACCAGGCAAGUGUGUCCUGUUCCGAGACUACGGCCUGUAUGAUCAUGCAAUGCUCAGGUUUAAAUCAGGCAGCAAACUUGGGGAAAACUUUUAUGUCAGACAAGAUGGGACAAGGUCGUAUUUUUUUACUCAAGAGUUCUUAUCUCAGCUUUUCAAGGCUGAGGGAUAUGAGCAAGUGGUCAAUGAAUAUGUGCAGCGAGAAACUGUGAAUAGGAAAGAAGACUUGCGUGUUCCAAGAGUUUUUCUUCAAAGCAAGUUUCAAAAGCCUUUCAGGGAGACAUGAGUUCUUGCUAAUCAGCAACAGCAUUGCUUGUUUGAAAUGGAAACUAGCACAUAAGCUGUGUGCUCAUCUUUCUGGUGAACCAAAAAUGUUGGCAUCCAGUACCUCUUGUUGGUUUCCAUCCUAGGAUACAAAACAUGAAUUCUAUUUCUAAUUCAAUUUUAAGACUGUUAAGUGAUGCAGGCAACCUGUUGAGCAUCUGUAUUCCUGCUUCUAAAAUAAAACCUGUGCCACAUUGUUGGAGGAUCAUGUAAAGCAUAUAAAUAAACUUCCAUUUUUAUUAAAAAUUAUUUUUAAAUAAGUA
Molecule: messenger RNA, 1421 nt
Organism: Zonotrichia leucophrys gambelii
Lineage: Eukaryota; Metazoa; Chordata; Aves; Passeriformes; Passerellidae
Gene: METTL6
Product: methyltransferase 6, tRNA N3-cytidine
Exons: 6
Coding region: 242-1120 (292 amino acids)
Source: RefSeq, a predicted model, not a curated record